Molecule: messenger RNA, 150 nt
Organism: Eruca vesicaria subsp. sativa (arugula)
Lineage: Eukaryota; Viridiplantae; Streptophyta; Magnoliopsida; Brassicales; Brassicaceae
Source: the annotation of a GenBank genome assembly
AUGUCCAAAUCUAAAGCUAGGGUACUUGUUCACGGCAAAACAUAUCAGCGUAUGAGGGUGUCCCCACAAACUGCUGGUGUGGGAAUCAUGUUUGAACAUUUGUUUCCAAGACAACCAAGAAUCCCUUUAGGAGAUUCUAUCGUUGUGUAG